CUUGGGCAGUCCACUGUUCGUCUGGGGAGAUUUCAACACUGCAGUCACUUCUGCUCCUGCUUGUUUGCAAUCUUCGCAUCCUUCAGCGCAUCGCAGCCCGUCACUUUCUUCUCUUUCUCACAUUCUCUUUGUUACCUCUCCAUCAUGGCGAUGACUAUGCCGCAAGGAAAUGCCAUCUUUCCGCGGUCUCAUGUCGGUUUCGACUCGAUCACCCAGCAGAUAGAGAAGAAGUUGCUCAAAAGAGGAUUCCAAUUCAACGUCAUCUGCGUUGGGCAAUCUGGCCUUGGAAAGUCUACUCUCAUCAACACCAUCUUCGCAAGCCAUCUUUUGGAGUCAAAAGGCCGUCUGCGCCCAGACGAGCCCAUUCAUUCUACUACCGAGAUCCAAACUGUCUCCCAUGUUAUCGAAGAGAAUGGAGUCCGCCUGCGCCUGAACAUUGUUGACACUCCUGGCUAUGGAGAUCUGGUCAACAACGAUCGAUGCUGGGAUCCCAUUGUGAAAUACAUCAAAGACCAACAUAGUGCUUACCUCAGAAAGGAGCUCACUGCGCAAAGAGAGAGAUACAUCCAGGACACACGAGUUCACUGCUGCUUGUUCUUCAUCCAACCGUCGGGCCACGCCCUCAAACCGAUUGACAUUGUGGUUCUGAAGAAGCUCUCCGAUGUUGUCAAUGUCGUGCCGGUCAUCGCAAAGGCCGACUCCCUUACGCUGGAGGAGCGCAGAGCAUUCAAAGAACGCAUCAAGGAGGAGUUCGCUUUUCACAACCUGAAAAUGUAUCCCUAUGACAACGAAGAGCUGGAUGAUGAGGAGAGAGCAACCAAUGCGACCAUCAAGGACAUCAUCCCAUUCGCCAUCGUCGGCAGCGAGAAAUCCAUCAUUGUUAAUGGCAAGCAGGUCAGAGGCCGACAGAACAAAUGGGGUAUCAUCAAUGUCGAGGACGAGAACCAUUGCGAAUUCGUUUAUCUCCGGAACUUCCUUACACGUACUCACCUCCAGGAUCUCAUCGAAACGACGAGCCAAAUUCACUAUGAGACGUUCCGAGCGAAGCAAUUGUUGGCUCUGAAGGAAAGUAGUGCAGCAAGCGGUAUGGCUGGUAGCCGGCCUAUCAGUCCUGCCGCAGACCGGGAGUUGAGCAGAGGUUCGCAACGCAUGACCAUGAAUGGAUACUGAGAGGUUGACUUCUGAGCCAUGGGUUGGCGUGAAAAUGGGAUUACUGGUGAAGGAUGCUUAUUUUGUACUUCAAGCCUCUUCUAAUGUAGCGUCUAUUGAGAGCGGGUUUCUCUUCCUUAAGAUCUGGGGCAGAACUAAUCCUCAUGACUUGUUGCCCCUUCCAGCUAAA
Molecule: messenger RNA, 1339 nt
Organism: Exophiala xenobiotica
Lineage: Eukaryota; Fungi; Ascomycota; Eurotiomycetes; Chaetothyriales; Herpotrichiellaceae
Exons: 3
Coding region: 145-1170 (341 amino acids)
Biological process (GO): cytoskeleton-dependent cytokinesis
Cellular component (GO): septin ring; cell division site; microtubule cytoskeleton
Molecular function (GO): GTPase activity; GTP binding; molecular adaptor activity
Source: RefSeq, a predicted model, not a curated record